Messenger RNA from Lasiodiplodia theobromae, 1470 nucleotides. RefSeq lists its product as uncharacterized. The transcript has a single exon. The coding region runs from base 1 to 1470 and encodes 489 amino acids. Lineage: Eukaryota; Fungi; Ascomycota; Dothideomycetes; Botryosphaeriales; Botryosphaeriaceae. The record is from RefSeq and is a predicted model, not a curated record.
AUGAUGUCACCCAAGCAUCGGAGCGAUGGUGACGACGAGGAACAACCGAGCAAUGCUGUUGUGCCAAAGAGACAGUUGACGUGGGGUGAAUUGAAUUACUUCGUUCAAGCGAAAGGACAACACAUCGGCUACGUCACCAGAGGACAGCAGCAUGAAGGUCAACCUGUUUUUGCGAGUAUCGAAGAUUGCAGCAAAGUCAAACUCCAUCUCGAGGGAGAAACACGCAUUUCCGCCGACCAGGUGGAAUGGUUUGAGAGUCCAGAUGAAGAGCUCUUGAUGACAAAGUUGAAAAUAUUCCGCAAAAAAGCCGAGGGCUUUCGUCACGCUGCGCGGAAAGGUCUUCUCUGCGAGUUCGAAUUCUUCGAGAUGCGAGAGUACCUGUCGGCGCUCAACGUUGGAUAUGCACUGAUGCGCCACUACUCUCUUAUUCCCCGCCGCACAGGUGUUCUUCCGGCUGAACGAGGCUUGGUUUCAGACACCUUCGACAAAGAUUUGGAGCGUGCUGAGGGGUUUUUCGACAAGCUGAUCGCGGCCUUUCCGGAAGAGAAGGAGAGCCUCAACCCGUUGAGUGUCGCCAGAGCAGCGGGAUAUUACACAAAGUUCAAGGAUCGUUUCCCCUACGAACUUCAAGGUCCCGCAAAUGAUUCCCGAUACGACAUCUACUUGCUGAAAGCCAGCAAGAAGUUCUGGAAGGAAAUAACCAACCAACAUGCAGACAGCAAUGAGGAGUACAGCGAUGAGGAUAGGAGCGAGGAUAAACCUGCGCGCCGGCCGAAAAAAAAGAGAAAGACAUCUGCACCAGAACCAGAAUUAUUUCCCUCGUCAGCAUCCAACCCUGAGGCUUUCGCAACAGACUACCGCAUGUACGACAGACCCCAAUUUCUGAAAGAAAAACGGCUGUCUAAGCACAAGGCGAUAGUCAGAGGGCCAAAGGGCAUGAAGUGGCUCCAUGCGUUGUCACCAGUCUUUUCCACUAUUCCGGGAGAUGAUCGAAUCAGUAAUGGUGCUCGUGAACACUAUGUACCGAAGUAUGGCGAUAUUCUACCUGAAAGCGCACCCAGUACACAAGAAAUGCAACUGGAGCAGAUAAACACGUUCUGUCAGCCGCCUUUAUUCACUAAGCAUUUCGAGGAGGUGUGGAACAGGUUCUCUGGAGGUGAAGAGCCAGCAUUCCUAGAGGGUGGACUUCCAGACUUUGGGGGGGAUGAAGGCACCAUGGAUCCAGUGCAAGUAACUCACUUCCUCACCUACACGGAGUACAUAAAUAAGUGUGCACGGUUCGCCCCAAACGCCAUUUCAGUGCUCCUGCUCAGCAAAAUGAACAAGUCGAUGAAGGACCCCCGGGAAUUCAGAAAGUGGAAGGAGGCUCUGGACUACUGCCUCGAAAACAACUUGUUGGUCAUUAGCGACAGCGAGAGAGAGAAGUGGGAGGCUCAGCAGCCUCGAAUUCCCGUCCGACAGUGGGGCUAG